GUCGACAGCGGUCACACUAGCACACCUACUUCUGACGAAGACUAUCCAAACCAAAACAGAAAAGGAUAUCUCCAACCGCAACCAUUAAAUAUGGAUCUGCAGCAGCUGGAGGAGCAGGCGCGCCAGGCGGCCCUGAAAGACAUACAAAACAUGCUGCAGCGACCUGGUCAGCUGGAGAAGGUGGAACAGUACCGCCACCGCAUAGCCCGCAAGAAGGCUUCCGUGGAGGCGCUUCUCAAGACCGGAAUGCAAGGCCAACUAGACGGAGUAAGAGUGGGCCUCAAGCAGCUGGAGACCUGCAUGCAGGACGUGCGCGAGGUGAGACGCCGGAUGGUCGAGGUGGAACGCCUGUUGAGGGGCGUCCCCGAAAUCUACGAUGCAUUGGAAGUCGUUCGGGAAGAGAAUACUAAGCACUCGCAGUAUGCUACUGCCAUGGAGAACUUGAAGCACAUCUUCAACGUGGACGCCAGCGUCCAAAAGACAAUGGCACUUAUCGAGGACGAUAAGCUGCUCAAUGCCCAUCAGUGUCUGGCGGAUCUGGAGAACUCCCGGGACGAUCUACUCUACGAGUUACACAAACAGCCUAAGCAGCACGCCUCCGACAAAAUCACAUUGAAGCGCCACUUCGAGAAGGUGGACACCGUGUCACAAGAACUCGAGAAGAAGCUGCGUCUGAUCCUCAGCCGCACGCUGAACACUUUACGCAAAAAACCUACUAUCAUUGUGACUGCCCUUCGCAUCAUUGAGCGCGAAGAGAAGAACGACCAGUUCGCCCUGCAGCAGCAAAAGGUUACCGGAUUUCUUCCGCCUGGCAGGCCUAAGGCCUGGCGGCGCAUGAUCAUGAACGUGCUUCAGCAGUCGGUGGUCACGCGCAUUGAGGGCUCCAAACUAGAAGAGCGGGCGGACAACAAAAUGUGGCUGGUUCGAGAUUUAGAGAUUCUUCGCCAAAUCAUCCUUGAGGACCUUCGUGUGGUUAAAUCGCUAUGCGUGCCCUGCUUCCCACCGCACUACGACAUAUUUGGGGAGUACGUCAAGUUCUACCACGAAGGAUUGUCCAGCUAUCUGGACACCAUUGUACGGUCUGGUCUGGAGGGUAAUGAAUAUGUAUCAAUGAUGGCCUGGGUUACUCACACGUAUCCCGGCGUUGAGCUAAUGUCCCACCCUGAUCUUAACGUGGAUGUGCAUCGACAAAUCGGACCAUUGCUGCGACCGGAACAUCUAAAGGCGCUUGAGGAUGAGUAUCUGCAGAACAUGCAGCGCAACUUCCAGGAAUGGAUGACCAAGGCCGCAGAGACGGAGAAGCAGGAGUGGUUUACCGAGACGGUGCCCGAUCAGGACGAACCGUUCUAUCAAACAUCGGCACCAUUUAUCAUAUUCGAUAUGAUCAAUCAGCAUCUGCAGGUUACCAACACAAUUCAUCAGGAGCUUACGUUCAAGGCUCUGGUUAUGAGCAUACAGCAGGUGGAAAUCUUCGGACAAACUUAUUUGAAGAACGUGAUUGAACUGAAGGAGCACCAUUUCCGCAAUCGGGACCAGAUUAAGUACUUCACUCAUUACAUUAUCACCAUUGUAAACAACAGUCAGCAGAUGGUGGAGCUGGCACAACAAAUGAAGCAGCUGUACUGGCCCAAGUCGCGUACGGAGCACUAUGAAGACUUUGAGCGUCUGCUGGCUACAUUCCAGCGCAUCCGUGCUCACGCCGCCAGCUACUUAUUGGAGGAGGCCUUCUUGGACAUGGAGUGUCACUUCAACGAUCUCUUCACCGCCAAGUGGCUGGCCAGCAACAUUGCCGUGGACACAAUCUGCGUGACGCUAGACGAUUACUUUCAGGACUACAACCACCUACGACCGAAUAACUUUGAAAUGGUCAUUAACGAGGCCCAGAAGCUGCUGGCCAAGCGCUAUAUACGCGCCCUGCUCUCUAAGCGGCUGUCGAAGACUCGCGUCGAGUGCGAUGCCAUCACCAGGAAAAUAAAAACGGAAGCCAAGCGGUUUAAACUGUUUUUCGAAAAGAUCGCCCCAAAGAUUUCCCUUAGUGAUUCUCCACUAGACCUCAUAUCCACGCUGUCGGCGCUGCUCAGCUCGGACAUCGAGCUCUUGGCCCUAGAUCUGCAUACUUUGCUGGGCAGCUAUCCGUCGCUCAACGAGGACCAUCUGGUUCGGCUCUUCUACAUCCGGAACGAUGUGAAGGCGGCCGAGGUCCGCGAGAAGGUGCAGGAUGCCAUGAAGUCGAAGAAAGCCAUGGUUAGCAUUGCGAAACAGGACUGUAUCUUCAAAGAGAUUGUGUUUAGCGACAAACUAUGGUAGUCUUAGGAGUCCACUUUCUGACCCAUUCCGCAUAACACUUACUCAGUAUAUACUCGUCUAUUCUUAUAAGCUUGAAUUGUAAUAUAUACAAAUAAUGUGCUUUAUCAACAAUAAAUUAUUAGAUAUUUACCCACAGAAAAGGUAA
Molecule: messenger RNA, 2452 nt
Organism: Drosophila ficusphila
Lineage: Eukaryota; Metazoa; Arthropoda; Insecta; Diptera; Drosophilidae
Gene: Sec6
Product: exocyst complex component 3
Exons: 2
Coding region: 91-2307 (738 amino acids)
Biological process (GO): exocytosis; exocyst localization
Cellular component (GO): exocyst
Molecular function (GO): SNARE binding
Source: RefSeq, a predicted model, not a curated record